Molecule: messenger RNA, 1245 nt
Organism: Metopolophium dirhodum (rose-grain aphid)
Lineage: Eukaryota; Metazoa; Arthropoda; Insecta; Hemiptera; Aphididae
Exons: 9
Coding region: 197-862 (221 amino acids)
Molecular function (GO): odorant binding
Source: RefSeq, a predicted model, not a curated record
GUGUUCAACUGCAGCCAAAUCGCCGCUCAGUCUGCCGUGAGUCUCUCCGUGGAUAUUUCACCCACGUCCUCAACAAAACAGCUGCAGUAUUACUGGACUUGUACCGUGGUAUAUAUAAUAUAAGUGAGAGAUCACCGCGCUACCGCAGUAGUACACAAUAUUUUUACAGCAACGAACGAGAAAAACGUCGACGAAAAUGUCCGUCAACUCAGCGACGAUCAAGUGCAUCGCGGUGGCCGUCGUUAUGCUUCAAAUAUCCGUCAUUUUCGCGGAUGCGGGUCACCACAGACGCGGCAAAGAGCUGUUGGACACCGAAGACAGCGACUUCUUCCGGUGCAAACAAGCCAGCAGGAAGUCGUGUUGUGGCCCGGAAAACACAAUGAAGCGAUUUGGCGAUAAAGACAAAGUAGCAGCUGACGAGUGUUACGCACAAGUAGCCGAGAAGUUUGCAACGGUUACAGCUACUACACCCAAACAAGACUUGUUUUCUGCUGAAGCUGUAAAGAUUACCAAGAAGAAGCAAUUCUGCCUUCACGAAUGUAUCGGAAAAAAAAAUAAUUUGCUCACCGAAGACGGUUCACUGAACAAAACGUUCAUAGCUGAUUACGCAAUGAAGAGCGUCUUCAAAGAACAGUGGCAGAAACAAGUGGGACAAAAGGCCUUGGACAAAUGCCUUGAGGAGACCUACAUACCGUGGCCAGCAGAAGAUAAAGAAAACGUGUGCAAUCCAGUAUACGUACAAUUCCAACACUGUCUAUGGUUGCAAUACGAAUCGAACUGUCCAGCCAACAAGAUUAAAAUCACCAAAAAAUGUGAGAAGACGAGAAACCGGUACAGGAUGCAAAAAUCGACAUCAAACUAAUGAUCUGCAACUUAAUGAUAUUACUGCUCUGAUUGACUUCCGAAUACAUAAAAUAUAUUACACACGUUUUCAGUCAGUUCGUUGAAAUUCAAAUCUAUCGUUUAGCUUUAUUAUUAUUAUUUUGAAGCAAGUACUUUUGGAGGUUUUCAAAAAAAAAUAAUUAACUGUACGGAGUUAUGAUCCCACCAUCGUAUUUUUUUAUUAUAUUUUAUUGUUUUUUUUAAUUAUUAUACCCAUAAAAAAAUCCUGUCAUUUUUAUAUGAACUGUAUUGAGGUAUUUAUAUAUAUUAUUAUAUUAUAUUGUAUUAUAAUGUCACUGUCACACAUAUACAUUAUGUACACUAUUAUCAUUAUUAUUUAAAUAUAUUAUAAUUUAUAACUUA